AUGUCGGAUGAAAGUAUCUGUAGCACGUCAACUGGAGCGUCUCGCAUGUUGUUAGCAGAAGUUUCGUGCAAGUGCCACUGCGGCACUGACAAGGAUCAGCCGGCAUCAGCGGCCUUCACGCAGACUGCCCUGCAUCGAGCGGCGAACUGCCACAACUUCCGCCAGGAGGUCUCUGAGUCUAUGGCGAUCUUGGACUCACUGAGAAAACUGCGGCGAUGGGACGAAGAGGCUCUGCACUUCGUGGACCUCUGCUGCGGAAGCGCCAUGACCGCCACCUUCCUGGCGCUGUCGGCGCCAAAGAGCACUGUGACAGCUGUGGACAUCCGCCCUCCUCAGCAUCUUCCCCAUUUCCACGAGGCUGGGAUCGCCAACGUGCGCUACCUCUGCGAAGAUAUGACCCGUCCAGGCUUCCUGGAGGUUAUGGAGAAGGCGUUGCUGGAUGUUGCGCUGCCGGCCAUCGUCCUUGGGAUGCACUGCUGUGGGGCCCUGAGCGUCGUGGCUACGCAGAUCUACAAUCGCUUCCCUCAGUGCGUCGCGAUUCUCCUUUGCCCCUGCUGCCUGCUGCGCAACAUCGACGUGAAGCGCGCGGACUCGCUGAUGCCGGAAGUGCCGAAGAGCCUCCUCAGCCUGUCAGAAGCAAGGCCCGACGAGCGCUACGAGCGCUGGGCGCACGGCCUGGCGCAGCUCUUGCCAGAGGCCACCUGCGAACGACUACCAGAUAUGCUGACGCCGUGCAACGCCAUGAUUUUUGCUCAGAAAUGA
Messenger RNA from Symbiodinium necroappetens, 762 nucleotides. NCBI's taxonomy places the organism in Eukaryota, Dinophyceae, Suessiales, Symbiodiniaceae. The record is from the annotation of a GenBank genome assembly.